This is a messenger RNA of Megalobrama amblycephala (Wuchang bream), 3845 nucleotides long. It is a transcript of the gene ovgp1, whose product is annotated as oviductal glycoprotein 1. Lineage: Eukaryota; Metazoa; Chordata; Actinopteri; Cypriniformes; Xenocyprididae. Bases 1321 to 2910 code for a protein of 529 amino acids. The record is from RefSeq and is a predicted model, not a curated record. Gene Ontology annotation, cellular component: extracellular region. Gene Ontology annotation, biological process: carbohydrate metabolic process; chitin catabolic process. Gene Ontology annotation, molecular function: chitinase activity; chitin binding. The transcript is spliced from 11 exons.
UUAUCAGAACUUUGAUUAACAUUCUAUCAAGGUUCUUGUUUAAGUUAUAAACAAACGUUCUUCUAGUAAUGUUAAUAAAAUGUUUGUUCAAAGUUAUCUGGUGUUUAAUAAUGUUCUUUAAAGAUUAGCACAAAAACAUUAUUUAUGUCAUUAUUUUUUUCAAAUGGUUAUAUUUUUACUUAUUAAUAAUUUGGUACUAGACCACAACAAUAUAAAAGUGUCUUACAUAUCUGAAAACGGGACGUUUUGAACAUUCGGAGAACAUUCAGAAAAAACGUUUCAUAACUUAAUAUGAACAUUAGCGUAUAUUUCCGAGCUGAGAUCCCAUAAGAUGAAGCCAUGGAGUGCUAUCUCAAGUGAUUUUGUUCUGAAUUUUAUUGAUGUGCUUAUUUUAUCGCAGGGUGACAUGUACGACCCUUGUCCCUAUCUAGACCCUUGUCUUUGUCUGGACACACCUGCCUCCAAAAAUAAGGCACACUAAAAAGAACAAAUGUACCCCUAUCUGAUUGAACAAUGACCUGAUGUAACUGUCUUAUACAACACUAUCAUAAAUAAUAGCUUGAAGUUACUGAUAGAUAUCUGGCCUCAUAGUGCCACUGUGUGAUCUUACAGAAGCAAUGUGUCAGUUCAUCCUACAGCUGUUGAGGAUAAUGUGAUAAAUCUUUGUCUAUCCACAAGGCAAAAUUUCCACAGGCCUGAAACAUAUCAUGUUGAUGAUGACAAAUUCUGUGACUUAAGCAACGAUACUGCAGUUUAGUUACACUCCUAGAGUUUCUAGUUUCAUAUUCAAAAAUAAUAAUGGUACAGAGCUUGAGGUGAACCUGAAAAUAGGUCAUUUAAGAUCUGUUUUUCUCUUUUUUUAAGAUAAGACAACAAGACUAUCUGACCAGAUAAGAUGUGUAGACCAUGUUUAUGGUGUUUGUGUUUAAAUGUGAAGAGCUUUAAAUAUAAUGGCACACUUUUCUAUACAAUAAAAUAAGAUGUAUAUGCAUCAGCAUUUUUCUUCACAAUCUCAGGUCAAUAAAGUGGCUUGAAGGUUUCAUUGUAUUCUCAAGUGUUUUGAAUAGCAUUCCAUUUCAUUCUAUUGUGAACAGCCUAAAGGGAUGGAUAUACACACCACUGAUUCCACCAUGAGAGACACACUAAAUCUUCAUUGUGUCUGUCAAAGAAAAAAAUCUUCCUUUAAAAAAAGUAAAUUGUGAAAUAAAUGAAUCUUGAUUGGUCUGUUGCUAUAAUUGGGUACAUUUUGAUUGGCCAAAUCUGACAGAAGUCCUGUGUUUUGUAUAGGCCAGAAAAAAAAACUUUGAUGAAAUUAGUGUUAUGUUAUACAUGUGUAGCCCUCCCUGUCUUUCUCCCCACCCCUCACUAUACUUCAUGCGGAGUUCCCCACUCAAAACUAAAGGGGCAUGUAGCAGGAACAAAAUGAACAGGGGAAUAACGCAAUUAACAGGCCUGAAUUUGCUCUUUCAGUUCGUAACCUGUUCAAGACUGGUGUGUUACUUCACAAACUGGUCUCAGUACAGAGCAGGAACUGCUAGAUACCUUCCCGAGAAUGUGGACCCGUACUUGUGUACUCAUUUGAUCUAUGCAUUUGCCAUUAUAAACUAUGCCAAUAACAUAGCAGGCAGUGAGUGGAAUGAUGUGGCCCUUUAUUCGACCUUCAAUGCACUUAAGAACAAAAAUCCUCAGUUGAAAACCUUGUUGUCUGUCAGAGACCAGGAUUCACAAUUCUCCAUUAUGUUGUCCAACUGGACAAACCGUCAGACAUUCAUCAAGUCUUCUAUAGAAUUUCUGAGGAAGUAUAACUUUGACGGGCUGGAUUUGGACUGGGAACACAAGGGAACUCCGGAGACACGUCCGGAAGAUAAGCUGAAAUUCACUCUACUGUGCAAGGAACUUCUGGAAGCAUUUCUAGCUGAAGGCAUGUCAAACAAAGAUGCAAGACUUAUUCUAACAGCAACUGUUUCAGCACAGAAAGAAGUUAUUGAAAGGAGCUACAAUAUUCCAGAGAUCUCAAAGUAUUUGGACUUUAUUAGUGUCAAGACAUUUGAUUUUCAUACGUUUAAAGACGGCAUAGCGAGACAUCACAGUCCUUUGUACAGCGCCAUCCAUGAUGAGGAAAAUAUCAACUCAAACACCGAUUUUGCUCUACAAUACUGGAGAUUCCAGGGAGCUCCUGCCGAGAAGUUGUUGAUGGGUUUUGCCACAUAUGGACGUUCCUUCAUCCUCACCUCCUCUCAGAAUGGAGUUGGUGCCCCAGCCAAUAACUUUGCUUCUCCUGGACCUUAUACACAAGAGAUGGGCUUGUGGUCUUACUUUGAAAUAUGUCUUUUCAUACAUGGUGGCAUAGUACAGUGGAUAGAAGACCAGAAUGUUCCUUUUUCUAUUAAAGGCAGCGACUGGGUGGGCUUUGACAAUCUGAGGAGCUUUGAGAUUAAGAUAAAAUACUUACAGGAGCAUAGCUUUGGAGGUGCGUUUGUAUGGGCUCUAGACUUGGAUGACUUUUCUGGAUAUUUCUGUGGACAAGGCAAUUAUCCUUUAGUCAACAAUCUAAAGAAAUUGUUAAUACUUGGAGCAAAAGAUGAAUUGUAUGCUUCCAUGGCUACAAGCACCAGCACUUCCAACAACACUUUUGUAACAGUUGGGAAGGGAUCUUCACCGCCAACAUGUGUGAAGACUCUCAGCUCUCUUCCAGCACUGGGAAGUCAGUUUUGUGCAAAUAGAUCAGAUGGACUUUAUCACAGAAUGGAUUCCCUUAACUCGUUUUAUAGCUGUACUGGAGGAAUGACAAGUAUCACAUGGUGCACCCCUGCCGUUUUAAAUAAUUCUGGGGCAGCACAACCAUCACAGAUGAUAUUUUUGAUUACAUUAGGUAGUGCAAGUCUCCUAAUGUGGCAUACUGCCUACUGAUUUAAUGUAAAAACAUGGAUGGAAAGACAACUCAGCACAAGUUUUAAAAUAAAUCUCUUUUAGCUUACUGCAGCAUAGGUCACAGCCUACUUAUGGAUACAUGUUGAGCAUUUUUGAAUAGCUGUGAUUGUUACUGUGAAAUCUUUUUUAAUUGUCUUCAGCAAUCGUCGGUAUGAAACAGAAGUUGAAAUAGUCGUUUCUUCCCCAUUGUGACGUAUAUCAGAGUGAAACGGCUUCUUGAUCAAGAAAAAAUGUAGGGUGGAAAAAUGGCUAUUGCUGUCUCGUGAGUGAUGGGUUGUCCCACUUUCACUUUAGAAAACAUAUCCUCAAAGAAAGAAGAGAUGUUGUUGCAAGAGGGAGGGGAAAUUAUUGUAAUUAAAGAUUAAGCAAGCACAUGAAUUUUUUUUUUUAGAAAAAGAUAAUGACUGUGCAAACAUAAAUCAUUUGUAAUAAAUACUGCAAUAUAUCAUUUAAAAAAAAAGGUGACAUGCUUUAAUUUACAUGUGAGCCAAUUUAAUCAAUAGUCAAGCAACUAAUUUAUCAUAGAAAAGUGUCUCACUAAUUUUUGUUGGAUGUAAAAACUGUUUCUAAAACAAAACUGUUUUAGCAAAUUACCUCAACAAUUGUAAUGUGAAACAAAAGAUGUACUAUUGCAUGCAUUUACAGGAAAAUAUGAAGAUCAUUAUUUAAUUUUGCUUAUUAUUGUCAUAAUUAUUAUUUUAUUGUUGUCAUUAAAAUUAUACAUUAGUAGGUAAACAACAUUGUCAUAUAUAUAUAUAGUAUAUCUAAUAUUCCACAUUGUGACUGAUCUGUGUGUGUUUAGAGUUAACAAAUACAAAUUGCAAAAUUUUGCUUUUAUUCUUUUCAUUAGAGUAUUUUUACGAAAAUAAAUAUCCCACAGUAUAGUGACUAUUCAGGGACAUUUUUUUUUAUAA